AUGCUGACAACCACAAAGCCUUCAUCUCUUGUAAGUCAGGAGAAAUAUACAACAUCUACAACGUCAGCAUCGUCUUCGAAUUCACCAACUAAUGGAGAAAGCAGUGUUAAUAGUAAUAAUAACUUAACAGAAUUCCUUACAACCACUACAACGACACCACCUUCUUAUUCUUUAUUAUACUGUUGGACAAUAUUAUGCACCUAUAUAGCAAGUAUAUUCAAUAAAUCAACUGCACGGCUGCGAAGGCUUUCCACCGGCGAGCAUGCAUAUAUCGUACAAGCAUCAAUCGCAUCAUCAUCGUCUAUUGAUAAUAUAUCGUCACUUAAAGCUACCAAUUCAUCGAAUCGCUUGAAAAAUAGCACAAAACCAGUUCAUCAAUCCUCUCUGACAUCAACACCAUCAUUUUCUUCUAUGAUGAAAACGAAGACACUUAUAUUGGAUUUGGAUGAAACCUUAAUACAUUCAACAUCAAGGGGAUCACGAGCCGACGCACAUAUGAUUGAGGUUAUGGUAGACAAUCACGCUUGUUUAUAUUAUGUGUAUAAGAGACCACAUGUGGAUCACUUUUUGAAGAAGGUAGUUAUUUUUACUGCUUCUAUGCCCGAAUAUGCUGACCCUGUGAUUGAUUGGUUGGAUCCAAAUAAAAGUUUGAUCGGUAAUCGAUAUUUUCGACAGUCUUGUACCAAUCGAAAUGGAGCUUACAUCAAGGAUUUAACAAUUAUUGAACCAGACCUUUCAAAAGUUUGUUUGGUCGAUAAUUCACCUAUAUCGUAUGCUAUGCACCAAGAAAAUGGAAUAGCAAUUGAAGGCUGGAUUAGUGAUCCUCAUGAUGAAGCUUUGUUAGAUCUUUUACCAUUCUUAGAUGCAUUAAGAUUUACUGAGGACGUAAGGUCUAUAUUGUCCCUAGCGAUUUAUUGA
Molecule: messenger RNA, 918 nt
Organism: Funneliformis caledonium
Lineage: Eukaryota; Fungi; Glomeromycota; Glomeromycetes; Glomerales; Glomeraceae
Source: the annotation of a GenBank genome assembly